AUGUCUGCCCUAAAGUUGCCUGUUGUCCUUCUUGUGCUGUCUGUCACAUUCAAUCAUCUAAGAGCCACACCCACCGGCCAGCGGAUGGACAAGCAGGUGGACAAGCGGGCCUGCAACACGGCUACCUGCACCCACCGCCUGGCCAACUUCCUGGUGCGCUCCAGCCACAACCUGGGAGCUGUACCUCCUCCCACCAACGUGGGCUCCAACACUUAUGGCAAGAGGAGCGGGGCCGGGUCUAUUUGCAUGCAACAGGCCCCAAUGCACACCGGUGAAAUGAAGAUCUUUACCAAUAAUGGGCAAGCAAAUGAGUGA
Messenger RNA from Perognathus longimembris pacificus (Pacific pocket mouse), 315 nucleotides. RefSeq names its product islet amyloid polypeptide (gene Iapp). The record is from RefSeq and is a predicted model, not a curated record. Gene Ontology annotation, cellular component: extracellular region. NCBI's taxonomy places the organism in Eukaryota, Metazoa, Chordata, Mammalia, Rodentia, Heteromyidae. Gene Ontology annotation, molecular function: hormone activity.